UGUCUGCCUUUAUCUAUGGUUUUUAUGUUUCAUCAUUUACAUUAUGGAAUGUUUCAAGAUUUUAUAUAUUUGCACUUAAACAUGAAUGUAGCAUAGCUUGCUCUAUAUAUAUAUAUUUGUCUAAUAAAACUUCGGAAAAUGAAAUGGUGAAACAGCAAUUGGAUUUGGAGUGAAUGAUGCAACUGGAAGAGAAAAAUUGAUAUUAUAGAAUCACUGCAGUAAAAACAAGAAAGGCAUGGAGGAGUACACGCGCGAGCCGUGUCCCUGGCGCAUCGUGGACGACUGCGGGGGGGCCUUCACCAUGGGCUGCAUCGGCGGGGCCAUCUUCCAGAGCAUCAAGGGGUUCCGCAACGCUCCGAGCGGCGUGGGCCGGCGCCUGCUGGGCAGCCUGGCGGCCGUGAAGCAGCGCUCGCCUGUCAUCGCGGGCAACUUCGCCGUGUGGGGGGGCAUGUUCUCCACCAUCGACUGCACCCUGGUGCACCUGCGGCACAAGGAGGACCCCUGGAACGGCAUCAUCAGCGGGGCGGCGACGGGCGGGAUCCUGGCCGCGCGCAACGGGCUGCCGGCGAUGGCGGGCAGCGCGCUCAUCGGGGGCGUGCUGCUGGCGCUGAUCGAGGGCGUGGGCAUCCUGUUCACGCGCCUGUCUGCGGAGCAGUUCAAGCAGGUGAACCCCGUGCUGGAGGACCCGGCGCAGCUGGGCGCGGCGCAGCACGGCGCCUACUAGCGCCGCCACACUUCUCAUAGAUCACCAUCCGUUCAGUUGUUCAUCACGCCCGUUUUUGUUGCACUUUCAUUUUUGUAUAAUAGUUCGAAAAAUGUAAUAAAUGUGUUUAGUCGUGUAUACCUUUCAAA
Molecule: messenger RNA, 852 nt
Organism: Bacillus rossius redtenbacheri
Lineage: Eukaryota; Metazoa; Arthropoda; Insecta; Phasmatodea; Bacillidae
Product: mitochondrial import inner membrane translocase subunit Tim17-B-like
Exons: 3
Coding region: 236-724 (162 amino acids)
Biological process (GO): protein import into mitochondrial matrix
Cellular component (GO): TIM23 mitochondrial import inner membrane translocase complex; mitochondrial inner membrane
Molecular function (GO): transmembrane protein transporter activity
Source: RefSeq, a predicted model, not a curated record